AUGUUCAUCGUAUUCACUUCCGGAACAACCAUGGUCCCAGCUGCAGAUGUUGUACCUCCAUGUAGGGAGCACUGCUUCAUGUUUCUCAAACAUGAAGACACUUAUGCCAAUCGCGAGGAACUGAAGUUGUCAUCAUCUGGUGCCACUAUUAUUUAUGACCGAUUUAACUUGAAUGAAGUCAAUGUCCUUAAAGAAAGAUCUGUUGAUAAUGCUCCCAAACUGAUUGAGGAAGAGAAACGUCAAGUGGUUGUCCCACUUUCGAUUGAAGAAUUGAAGGCUCUAACCUCUGAUUAUACUAAUCAGAAUAAGAUAGUUGCCGUGAAUUGCAAAGCCAACGACGUCCUCACUGAAUGGCAUUAUGAUGGCUGUGAGAAAUGCCUCUGCAAAGUAGAUUCUGAAUCAAAUAAGUUUUACUGCAAGAAGUGUCGAGUGACAAUGAAUCAUUCUUUUAAAAGAUUCAGAAUAGAACUUGCUGUCUCUGAUGUAUCAAGCGAAGCUAUAUUUGUCGUCUUGGAUAAGGAAGGGAAGAGAUUUUUUGGUAUCUCAGCUCAGACCCUAUUUGCUGAUGCGGAAAACGACAUCACUGUUGUGCCAGCUACUAUCGCCAAAAUUCAAAACCUUGAGUUGCAAUUCCUGGUUAUUUUAAAGGAAUACAAUUUCAAAACUUCAGCACAUGAAUUCAGUGUUCUUCAUAUUAAUGAUCUUCAUUCCAACAUGACAACCAUUGACUCUGCUAUUUCACUCCAGCCAUCUCUCUCUGCACUUGAUAAAGCGAAUUCAUCAUCCCAAUCCAUUGCCAGCAGCAUGAGCAGUGAGCAUGAAGUCGCUGAUUUGCUUACAGUGGAGCCCUCUGAAAAUCCUACUCACAACAGUGAGGUCCGAAUUGAUACAGUGGGAGUCGAAAGCUUUUGUGAGAAGUCUAGAGUUGUGUCUGAUGCAGGAGAUGAAAAUCAAGAUCCGAAUACUGCCAGAGAAGCUACAACAUCUGUAAGGAAGAACUAUAAGAGGAAGAGCCAGGAUCAAUUACUUUGA
Molecule: messenger RNA, 1032 nt
Organism: Linum trigynum
Lineage: Eukaryota; Viridiplantae; Streptophyta; Magnoliopsida; Malpighiales; Linaceae
Source: the annotation of a GenBank genome assembly